Molecule: messenger RNA, 7381 nt
Organism: Ceutorhynchus assimilis (cabbage seed weevil)
Lineage: Eukaryota; Metazoa; Arthropoda; Insecta; Coleoptera; Curculionidae
Source: the annotation of a GenBank genome assembly
AUGAAUCCUGGUUACGCCGGUCGUACCGAACUUCCAGAAAAUCUGAAAGCCUUAUUCCGACCGUGCGCUAUGGUCGUUCCAGAUUUUGCCCUGAUUUGCGAAAUCAUGUUGGUAGCCGAAGGUUUUCAAGAAGCCAGACUUUUAGCCAGAAAGUUUAUUACCUUAUACACAUUGUGUAGAGAGCUAUUGAGUAAACAAGACCAUUACGAUUGGGGUUUGCGUGCUAUUAAGUCUGUCUUGGUAGUGGCGGGCGCACUGAAGAGAGGCGACAAGCAACGACCAGAAGACCAAGUACUAAUGAGGGCUUUGAGAGAUUUUAAUAUACCGAAAAUUAUAACGGAUGAUACGCCAGUGUUUAUGGGGCUUAUUGGUGAUCUAUUUCCAGCCCUGGACGUACCAAGGAAGCGUAAUUUGGAGUUUGAAAAAAUGAUAAAAAAGACCGCAUCCGAAAUGAAACUUCAACAAGAAGAAGGCUUUAUUCUUAAAGUGGUGCAGCUAGAAGAACUGUUUGCCGUAAGACAUUCGGUGUUUAUUAUCGGAUUUGCUGGCACUGGCAAGUCAAUGGUGUGGAAAUGCUUAAAUCGAACUUAUGCCAAUCAAAAACUGAAACCGUUGUAUAGUGAUCUGAAUCCCAAAGCAGUUACCAAUGAUGAACUAUUUGGAGUCAUCAAUCCUGCAACGAGAGAGUGGAAAGAUGGAUUAUUUUCAGUGAUAAUGAGGGAUCAAGCUAAUUUAAGUGGAGAUGGACCAAAAUGGAUUGUGCUGGACGGUGAUAUUGACCCUAUGUGGAUUGAAUCAUUAAAUACUCUUAUGGAUGAUAACAAGGUCCUGACUCUUGCUAGUAACGAGCGUAUAGCCUUAACUCGUGCGAUGAGAUUACUAUUCGAAAUAGCCAAUCUACGAACAGCUACGCCGGCAACCGUUUCCAGAGCUGGAAUUUUAUACAUAAAUCCGGCCGAUCUGGGCUGGAACCCGUUCAUAGCCUCGUGGAUCGAUACUCGAACCAUACAAAGCGAAAAAGCCAACUUGAUGAUAUUGUUUGACAAAUACGUGCCGCCUUGCUUGGAGGUUGUCCAUAAAAAAGUGAAAAAAAUCACUCCCAUUUCCGAUAUAGCACAUUUAAUGAUGCUGGUGAGUUUGCUGGAUUGCUUUUUGACGCCUCAAAAUGUCCCGCCAGAUUGUCCGAAAGAAUGGUACGAAAUUUACUUUGUGUUUUCGGUGGUUUGGGCAUUCGGUUCGGCCUUGUUUCAAGAUCAAAUUAUCGAUUGGAGAAAUGAAUUCAGUAAAUGGUUCACUAACGAAUUUAAAACGGUUAAAUUCCCUAUAGGAGGCAACGUAUUCCAAUAUUAUAUCGAAGCAGAAACUAAACGGUUUGUUCCAUGGAAUGAACUGGUACCAGAUUUUGAACUUGAUAUGGACAUUCCUCUACAAUCUACUUUGGUUAACACAGCUGAAACUAGUAGAAUUCGAUUUUUCGCCGAUUUGUUAAUGUCUAUGAGAGUACCUGUUAUGCUAGUUGGUCCAGCAGGCAGUGGAAAAUCAGUUAUAAUUCAAGAAAAGCUAAAUAAUUUAACAGAAAGUUAUGCAGUGACAAAUGUGCCAUUCAAUUUUUAUACAACAUCAGAAAUGUUGCAAAAAAUACUUGAAAAACCUUUGGAAAAAAAGGCUGGAAAAGUGUAUGGCCCUCCAGGCAAUAAAACCAUGAUUUACUUCAUCGACGAUAUGAAUAUGCCCGAAGUUGACAAAUAUUUCACUGUUCAGCCUCAUACAUUAUUAAAACAAUAUAUGGACUAUCAACAUUGGUACGACAGGCAAAAAUUGACCUUGAAAGAAAUCCACAAUGUCCAAUUUAUAUCAGCAAUGAAUCCAACCGCAGGAUCCUUCACAAUAGAUCCAAGACUUCAAAGGCACUUUUGCGUAUUCGCUGUCAGUUUUCCUUCAGAAGAAAAUUGUUUGCACAUUUACAACUCAAUAUUCCAACAACAUCUAGACAAUCCACAUUUCAAAUUCAAUACGGCAGUCCAGAAAUUAUGUCCAACGUUAGUGCAAGCUGCUUUUUGGCUCCACGUCAAAGUUGGACAAUCAUUUUUACCAACCGCAGUGAAGUUUCAUUAUACGUUUACCCUAAGGGAUUUAUCCAACAUAUUCCAAGGCAUGUUAUUCACAACAGGUGCCGCUAUAACAAACCAAUCCUUAUUGAUAAGAUUGUGGAUGCACGAAGCAAAUAGGGUUUAUGGAGAUAAACUGGUUGAAAGACGUGAUAUGGAUACUUUUAAUAAAUUAAUAAUUGAAGGGGUUAAAAAAGGUUUUGAAGAAAUCGACGAGAAUGUUGUUUUUGAAAAACCUCUAAUUUACUGUCAUUUUGCGGAAGGUAUUGGAGAUCCGAAAUAUUUUCCAAUAACCGAUUUCAAUCAUUUAAGUCACUUACUCCACGAAGCUCUCAACGGCUACAACGAUCUAGUAGCAGCAAUGAAUUUGGUACUCUUUGAAGACGCCAUGUAUCAUGUUUGUAGAAUAAACCGUAUUUUGGAAGCCCCUAGAGGCAACGCAUUACUAGUAGGAGUUGGAGGUUUUGGUAAACAAUCUUUAACGAGAUUAGCUGCCUUCAUUUCCUCAUUCGAAGUAUUCCAAAUUCAAUUGAAAAAAGGCUAUUCUAUGGUCGACAUGAAAGCUGACAUUGCUACUUUGUACAUGAAAGUUGGCUUGAAAAGUGUGGGUAUUGUUUUCCUGAUGACUGACGCUCAAGUACCUGAUGAAUCUUAUUUAGUUUUGAUCAAUGACGUGUUGGCUUCUGGUGAAAUAAGCGAACUUCUAGCAGAUGAAGAUGUUGAAAAUGUUUUAAGCGCCAUGCGUGGUGAAGUAAAAAGUAUUGGUUUACAAGACACCAGAGAAAAUUGCUGGAAAUUUUUCAUCGACAGAGUCAGAAGGCUUUUGAAAAUUGUUUUAUGUUUUUCACCUGUCGGCUCUACUUUGCGGGUGCGUGCCAGGAAAUUUCCAGCUCUCGUGAAUUGCUCCUCAUUAGAUUGGUUCCAUGACUGGCCUAAAGAAGCUUUAGAAUCCGUAUCGAAAAGGUUUUUGGCCGAAAUUGAGGUUUUGCCACCCAAACUAAUCAAUUCUGUAUCACUAUUUAUGUCCUACGCACACGGUGUUGUAAAUAAUUUUUCGGAAAUUUAUUUGCUAAACGAAAAACGCUACAACUACACAACACCGAAAUCGUUUUUGGAACAAAUCGAUUUAUAUCGCAAACUAUUAACAGACAAAACUGAAAGUAUUCAUAGUAAUAUUACAAGAUUGCAAAACGGCUUGACCAAAUUGGCAUCUACCUCAGAAGAAGUCGAUGGACUUAAAGAUGUUUUGGCAGUCCAAGAAGUCGAAUUAGGUGAAAAAAAUGCUGCAGCUACUGCUCUAAUUGACGUGUUGACAGUUGAAAAUGAAAAAGUGGCUAAAGAACAAGCGAUUGCCAGUGACGAAGAAGGCAAAGUUCGUCUCAUCGAAGAGGACGUGUCAGUUAAAGCAAAAAUUUGCGCUGAGGACUUAGCUAAAGCCGAACCUGCCCUAGUAGCCGCUCAGCAAGCUUUAAACACAUUGAAUAAAAACAAUCUGACCGAAUUAAAAUCAUUCGGUAGUCCUCCCGAAGCAGUUGUAGCUGUAUGCGCAGCAGUUUUAGUAUUAUUUUCCAAAAAAGGAAAAAUCCCCAAAGAUAGAAGCUGGAAAGAGUGCAAAAUUAUGAUGAACAAAGUCGAUCAAUUUUUAAACGAUCUGAUUUAUUAUGACAAAGAAAAUAUGCAAGCGGAAGUUGUCAAAGCAACAUUGGAAUAUUUGAAAGAUCCCGAAUUUAAUGCUGAAAAAGUCAUGACUAAAUCAGCUGCAGCUGCUGGUCUUUGCGCUUGGGUUAUAAAUAUUCUCAAAUUCUACGAGGUGUUUGUUGUGGUUGAACCCAAAAGAAAAGCUUUGGCCGCAGCUAACAGAGAACUAUCCGAAGCUAGAGGAAAAUUGGCUGAACUUAAAGUAAAACUAGAUUUAUUAGAACAGCAGCUAGGGGUUUUAAGAGCUGAGUUUGAGGAAGCCACCAAUGCUAAACUCAAAUGUCAAGCUGAAGCUGAUGCUACUGCUCAAAUGAUUGACUUAGCCAAUAGGCUUGUAAACGGCUUAGCUUCAGAGAAUAUCCGUUGGAGGCAACUUAUCAAAGACUACACUGCAUCCAUCAAUACAGUACCAGGAGAUAUUUUACUCGUAACAGCAUUUUUGUCGUAUUUAGGAUGUUUCAUGAAAAAAUAUCGAACCGAUAUGUUGGAAAAGUAUUGGAGGCCUUUUUUCAAAACUUUAGAAAUACCAAUUCCGAUGACUCCAGACUUGGAUCCUAUGACUUUAUUGGCAGACGAUGCAAAGAUUGCUCAAUGGAAUAAUGAAGGAUUGCCGACUGACAGAAUGUCUGCGGAAAAUGCUAGCAUAUUAACUAAUUCGAGUAGAUGGCCUUUAAUGAUUGAUCCACAACUUCAAGGAGUUAAGUGGAUUAAAACUAAAUAUGGAGAUGAUUUAAAAGUAGUAAGGACUACACAGAGAACUUAUUUAGAUGCGAUUGAGGAUUGUAUUACUAAAGGCACAAUUAUUUUAAUAGAAAAUAUUGGAGAGACUUUGGAUGCGGUAUUGGAUCCAGUUUUGGGAAGAGUUUUGAUUAAAAAAGGCAAAGUUAUUAAAAUUGGAGAUAAGGAAGUGGAUUAUGAUCCAAAAUUUCGACUAAUAUUGCAUACAAAACUGGCAAAUCCUCAUUAUAAGCCCGAAAUUCAAGCGCAAACGACUUUAAUUAAUUUCACUGUCACUCGUGAUGGUUUAGAAGAACAAUUACUAGCUGAAGUUGUCAAAGCUGAACGUCCCGAUUUGGAAGCUCUAAAGUCUUCAUUGACUAAACAGCAAAACGAUUUUAAGAUUACGUUGAAGACUUGUGAAGAUAAUUUGCUCUAUAGAUUGUCAUCGGCGACUGGUAAUAUUUUGGGCGAUGUCGAAUUGGUAUUGAAUUUGGAAACUACCAAAAAGACUGCCAAUGAAAUUGCUGUCAAGGUUGAGGAAGCUAAAAUAACUUCUGUAAAAAUUGAUGAAGCUCGAGAGCAUUAUAGGCCUUGUGCUGCGAGAGCCUCACUUUUGUAUUUUAUCUUGAACGAUUUGUUUAGGAUUAAUAUGAUUUAUCAAUUUUCUUUGAAGGCUUUUAGUGUGGUUUUUAAAGAUGCUUUAAAAAAAGCCACACCGGCUGAAAAACUGAAAGACAGAGUAUUUAAUUUGCUGGAUAAUAUCACAUUUUCGGUAUAUAUGUAUACAUCUAGGGGGCUAUUUGAGUGCGACAAGUUAAUAUUCAUGGCACAAAUGGCUUUUCAAAUAUUUAUUCAAUUGGGCGAAAUAAAUGCCGAAGAAUUGGAUUUCUUAUUGAGAUUUCCUGUCAUAGCUAACUUAUCGUCGCCAGUGGAUUUUUUGAAUAAUAUAUCGUGGGGCGGUAUCAAGGCUUUAUCUUUAAUGGACGAAUUCAAGAGUAUCGAUAAAGACUUGGAAGGAUCGGCUAAAAGGUGGCGUAAGUUUGUGGAAAGCGAAUGCCCGGAAAAGGAAAAAUUUCCUGGAGAAUGGAAAAAUAAGACAACUUUGCAACGAUUGUGUAUCAUGAGGUGCUUACGGCCAGACAGAAUGACAUACGCAGUGUCACUUUAUAUUGAGGAAAAACUGGGAACCAAAUAUGUAAUAGCCAGGAGUGUGGCAUUUGAAAAAUCUUACGAAGAAACCAGUGCAGCGACGCCAGUUUUCUUUAUUUUAUCACCAGGAGUUAAUCCGUUAAAAGACGUUGAAGCCAUGGGCAAAAAAUUAGGAUUUACGUUUGACGCGGCCAACUUCCAUAGCGUAUCUUUAGGUCAAGGACAGGAAGUUGUUGCGGAAGGCGCUAUGGAUUUAGCGGCGGAAAAAGGUCAAUGGGUUAUAUUGCAAAAUAUUCAUUUGGUGAUGAAAUGGUUGGCUACUUUAGAAAAAAAGAUGGAACAAUGCUCUGAGAUAGGUCAUCACAAUUAUAGAUUAUACUUGAGCGCCGAACCAUCUGGCGAUCCCCAUUCCUGCGUGAUCCCUCAGGGUAUAUUGGAGUCGUCGAUUAAAAUAACUAACGAACCGCCGACGGGGAUGCACGCCAAUUUGCACAAGGCUUUGGACAAUUUUAAUCAGGAAACAAUGGAAAUGUCUUCGAAAGAGGCGGAAUUCAAAGUGAUCCUUUUCGGCCUCUGCUAUUUUCACGCGGUGGUAGCCGAACGCAGGAAAUUCGGUCCGCAGGGCUGGAAUCGGAAUUAUCCGUUCAACGUUGGCGAUCUGACGAUCAGCGUGAGCGUACUGUUUAAUUAUUUGGAGAGCAAUAACAAGGUCCCGUGGGAAGACUUGCGCUAUCUAUUCGGAGAAAUAAUGUACGGCGGCCACAUAACUGACGAUUGGGACAGAAGACUGUGCCGAAGCUAUUUACUCAACUACAUGCAGCCAGAAUUGAUUGAAGGAGACCUUCAAUUCGCUCCAGGUUUUUUUGCUCCGCCAAACACCGACUACAUAGGAUAUCAUCGUUAUAUUGAUGACAGGCUUCCGCCUGAGAGUCCCUAUUUAUACGGUUUACAUCCGAAUGCAGAAAUUAUGUUUUUGGCUAGUACUUCCGAAAAUAUGUUCAGAACAAUCUUUGAAAUGCAACCGCGCGAUUCCAGUGCUGCUGCCGGUGGAGGAAUGUCCAGAGAAGAAAAGGUUCACAAUACUCUAGAAGAAAUCUACGACAAAUUACCAGAAGAAUUUCCUGUACAAGAGAUGAUGGCUAAAGUAGAAGAACGUACUCCCUACAUAAUUGUAGCUUUUCAAGAGUGCGAAAGAAUGAACACGUUAACUAGAGAAAUGAAACGUUCGUUGCACGAAUUGGAUCUCGGACUCAAAGGCGAACUAACGAUCACAUCCGACAUGGAGGAACUAGAAGAGUCGCUUUUUAUGGACGCUGUUCCUGAGUCUUGGUCAGUGAAAGCUUAUCCUAGUUUGUUACCACUUGGACAAUGGGUCGGAGAUUUAAGCUUAAGAUGGGAUUUUCAAUUGAACAGUAUCGCAGAUUCUAAACUUAAAGAACUCUUCCCCGUAGUUCCAGUCAUUUUCAUAAAAGCCAUUACGCAAGACAAACAAGAUCUGCGUAACAUGUAUGAUUGUCCUGUAUAUAAAACCAGGAUGCGAGGACCCACUUUUGUAUGGACGUUCAACUUGAAAACCAAAGAGAAAGCUUUGAAAUGGACGCUUGCUGGCGUUGCUAUCCUGUUACAAGUUUGAUAUGUGAAUAACGUUGUGAUAUUUGUUGUUAUUUAUUUGUAUUGUUUUGUUUUGAAUAUAUCUUUUAAAGUUG